Megalops cyprinoides (Indo-Pacific tarpon) is the source of this 3776-nucleotide messenger RNA. It is a transcript of the gene atxn2, whose product is annotated as ataxin 2. Gene Ontology annotation, biological process: cytoplasmic stress granule assembly. The transcript is spliced from 26 exons. The record is from RefSeq and is a predicted model, not a curated record. Gene Ontology annotation, cellular component: cytoplasmic stress granule. NCBI's taxonomy places the organism in Eukaryota, Metazoa, Chordata, Actinopteri, Elopiformes, Megalopidae. Bases 319 to 3696 code for a protein of 1125 amino acids. Gene Ontology annotation, molecular function: RNA binding.
GCUGAUAGCAACCAAGAGAGAAACCGAGAUAGCUGAAAAUCAUAUUUGUUAUAAUUAAAUUUAUUUUAAGGAGAAAACUUUGGGACAGGAAGUUGAAUAUACGCCUUGAUUACACAAGGGUAGUUGACAUACUGUCUUUUUAAAAGAAAAAAAAAAUCUGUCGUGCUUUUAAGAAGUAUUGUAAUCUAUGCUGAAGCCAGGAUUCAUUAUUUAGUGUUAGCUAACAUUAGCACAUAAUUUAUUUUUCAUUUGUCUUUGGAUUUCAUAUUUUGGAAAUAGUAGAAAUAAAGUGCAUAAGUCGUUGUUUAUGGGAUCAUCAUGUCAAUGAAGCAGGCCGGUGGUAACCGUAAACCCGGCGGUGGCAGCGGCGGCGCUGCUGCGGCCUCUGGUGCCGGGGGAGGUGGAGGACCUGGCGGACGACAGAAUUUGGGCAGAGGGCGCAACAGUGUCAAAGGUCCUUCUUCCCCUGCAAUUGCCUUCAAUGGUGUUUACGCAAAUAUGAGGAUGGUGCAUGUCCUGACUUCAGUCGUUGGAACCAAAUGUGAACUGAAGGUCAAAAAUGGAGUAGUGUAUGAAGGAGUCUUUAAAACCUAUGGCCCAGAGUGCGACCUGGUCCUGGAUGCAGCUCACAGGAAGAGCCCAGACUCUUGCCUGGGCCCGCGGCGGGAGGACAUUGUAGAGAGCAUCAUCUUCAAGGCUUCGGACGUCGUCGUGGUGCAGUUCAAAGAUGUGGACCUCAAUUACGCCAGGAAAGUUUCUUCAGAAACAGACAACUUCACCGACUCCGCAGUUAGCGUGAGCACUCGGAUUAACGGGGAGCACAAGGAGAAGGACCUGGAGCCCUGGGACGGAGGGGAACAGCAUGCCUCAGACAGCCUGGAGGCGUUGGACACCGACGUGUCGAAUGGUUGGGAUCCCAACGACAUGUUCAAGUUCAACGAAGAGAACUAUGGCGUGAAGUCGACCUACGACAGCAGCCUGUCGUCCUACACAGUUCCGCUGGAGCGGGACAACUCCGAGGAGUUCCUGAAGAGGGAGGCGCGGGCGGCCCAGCUGGCGGAGGAGAUCGAGUCGAGCGCCACCUACAAGGCCCGCGUGGCGCUGGAGAACGACGACCGCUCCGAGGAGGAGAAGUACACGGCCGUUGUCCGUAGCGAGCGAGAGCCGCACACCCUCAACAGCAGAGAAAACAAGUACAUUCCUCCGGGCCAGAGGAACAGAGAGGGGAUGUCAUGGGGCGCUGGCAGGCAGAACUCCCCCAGGCUGGUGCAGAGCAGCUCCGGACCCCCACCCCCUCGCCCCGGACCCCACGAUUACAGCCCCAGCUCUGGAACAGACCAGCGGGUCGUAAAUGGAGGUGCCCCCUGGCCAUCGCCUUGCCCAUCUCCUUCCUCUCGCCCACCUUCUCGCUACCAGUCAGGCCCCAACUCUCUUCCGCCUCGGGCCGCCACUCCUACCCGGCCGCCCUCCAGACCCCCCUCCAGGCCCUCGCGCCCCCCGUCUCACCCCUCUGCUCAUGGUUCUCCAGCUCCUGUCUCUACUAUGCCUAAACGCAUGUCCACAGAAGGUCCUCCUAGGAUGUCACCAAAGACACAGCGCACCCCCCGGACGCAUCGGGUCCCCACCGGCCGGGGGGGUGUCCCCCCAGGGGUCGAGUUCAUGUCCCACAAUGCCCCGGGAGAUGUGGCAACCGCCUCACCCGCUCGGAGCAGCCCCUCCGGUGGCACUUGGUCUUCCGUGGUCAGUGGAGCACACAGACCCCGCUCCCCCCGGCAGAACAGCCUGGGCAGUGCUUCCAGUGGCCCUUCCUCCAUGCCCUCCCCCCAGGCUGGCACCGUGCCUGUUGACCCCGUGGCCACGGCCACCUCGGCAGUGUCUCCCACGGCUGCCAGCCCCGCCUCGAACCGGGCCGUAACCCCUUCCGCUGAGGCGAAAGAAUCAAGAGUCCAGGAGACGAGACAGAACUCCCCCGCUGCCAACAAGGAGAAUGUCAAGCCCAGUGAGACCUCUCCCAGCAUCAGCCGACCUGUCAGUAAAGGCCCCCCAACCAUGGCUUCAGAUCAUAGGAAACAAAUAGACAAUCUGAAGAAAUUCAGUGUAGAUUUUAGGUUGCAGCCGAGCUCUACCCCGGACCCGGUUCUCGACCAAAUGAUAAACAAGCAGCCACGGGACUCGGGAGAAAAGCCCAAAGAGCUUCCGCUGGACAAGGGGCCGGAGCCGGUGGGCAAGGCGGGUCAGGAGGCGGCGGCUGGGGAGGAGGCCUCCCCUGCGCCCCCCGCCGCGGGCAUCGGCCCGGGGGGAGCGAGCAGCAGCAGCAGCGGCGGCAGCAAGCCCGGCAGCCCCAGCUCCUCCUCCUCCCCCUCCUCCGGCCUCGGCCCCGCCCCGGAGCAGAAGAGGGGGCCCGACGUCACCUCGCAGGGGGUCCAAACCUCCAGCCCCGGGGGCAGCGGCAAGCUGGACAGCAAAGAGGACAAGGAGGACAAGAAGGACCCGGUCCCUGAGCAAGUCCGAAAAUCAACUCUCAAUCCUAACGCUAAGGAGUUCAAUCCAAGGGCUUUCUGCUCUCAACCCAAGCCGGCCACUACCCCGACCCCGCCGAGACCCCAGGGCCAGCCCAGCCCCUCCAUCGUGGUGCAGCAGCCUCCAACUGUCUACAGCCAGACCGUGUGCUUCCCCCAGAUGUACCCUCUGACCCCGGUCAGCCCCGGGGUUCAGAAAAGCAUUAUCUGGAAGCCUCCAGCCAUGUACCACGUCCAGGUUCCGCUCCCGGUGAGCCAGACCAAGCCCUACAGACCAGGUAAAGUGCCCAACAUGCCCCAGCAGAGGCCGGACCAGCACCACCCGCAGGGCACGCCCACCAUGAUGCACCCGGCGACCGCUGCCGGCCCGCCCAUAGUGGCCCCCAGCCCCGCCUACUCUGCGCAGUACUUCACCUGCAGCCCGCAGCAGUUCUCCAGUCAGCCCCUUGUGCAGCAGAUGCCCCACUACCAGUCCCAGGCUCAGCAUGUCUUCAGCCCUGUGAUGCAGGGUGGUGCCAGGAUGAUGGCCCCGCCCACUCACGGCCAGCCCAGCCUGGUGUCGUCCUCCACCACCCAGUACGGCGAGCAGACGCACACCAUGUAUGUGUCGCCGGGCCCCAUCCCCCAGCAGUACACCCACCCCAGCGCCACCCUGCACCCGCACCCCCAGCACCCGCAGCCCUCCGCCACUCCCACCGGCCAGCAGCAGCCGCAGGGCCAGCACACGGGCAACCACCCCGCCCCCAGUCCUGUGCAGCACGCCCAGCACCAGGCCGCGCAGGCGCUGCACCUGGGCAACCCGCCGCAGCAGCAGAUGUACUCGGCGCUGGCGCCCACCCCGCCCUCCAUGACCCCCGGGCCCAACCCCCAGUCCCCGCAGGCCAGCUUCCCCUCUGCCCAGCAGGCCGUCUACAUCCACCCCCAGCAGGUGCAGCACGGCUACAACCCCUCGCACAUGGCCCACGUGCAGCAGGCGCACAUGCAGUCCGGGAUGGUGCCCUCCCACCACGCCACGCCCGCUCACCCUCCCAUGAUGCUGAUGGCCACGCAGCCGCCAGGCGGCCCCCAGCCCCCCAUGCCGCAGAGCGCCCUCCCCCCCAUCCCCGUGUCCUCCACCGCACACUUCUCCUAUAUGGCACACCCCUCAGUGCAACCCCACCAUCAGCAGCAGUUGUAGGAGACCAUGAAGACUGGACCCGUCUCUUCUUCCAGCCCGCUUUCCAGACCCCAAAAAAGAGAUGGCGAUUCUCUCAUCCU